This is a messenger RNA of Erinaceus europaeus (western European hedgehog), 2785 nucleotides long. It is a transcript of the gene HECTD3, whose product is annotated as HECT domain E3 ubiquitin protein ligase 3. Gene Ontology annotation, molecular function: ubiquitin-protein transferase activity. The transcript is spliced from 21 exons. The record is from RefSeq and is a predicted model, not a curated record. Lineage: Eukaryota; Metazoa; Chordata; Mammalia; Eulipotyphla; Erinaceidae. Bases 100 to 2685 code for a protein of 861 amino acids.
GGGCCGAGGGCGGGGCAGAGCGUGCGGGGAAGCUCGCGGAGCUCCGGCGGCCGCCGCUCGGGGACCCGCGUCGCCCCGGCUUCCCGCCGCAGCUUAGCCAUGGCGGGCCCGGGCCCCGGUGCGGCGCUCGAGUCCCCGCGACAGCUGCUGGGCCGCGUGCGCUUCCUGGCGGAGGCCGCGCAGAGUCUCCGCGCCGGGAGGCCGCUGCCGGCGGCGCUGGCGUUCGUGCCGCGCGAGGUGCUCUACAAGCUUUACAAAGACCCGGCGGGGCCGUCGCGGGUGCUGCUCCCGGUGUGGGAAGCCGAGGGCCUGGGGCUGCGUGUGGGCGCCGCGGGCCCGGCCCCGGCUCCCGCCUCCGGGCCCCUCCGCGCCGCCCGCGACAGCAUCGAGCUCCGGCGCGGCGCCUGCGUGCGCACCACAGGCGAGGAGCUGUGCAACGGCCACGGGCUGUGGGUGAAGGUGACCAAGGAGCAGCUGUCGGAGCACCUGGGCGACUGCGGGCUGGACGAAGGUUGGCUGCUGGUGUGCCGGCCGGCGGAGGGCGGGGCCCGCCUCGUGCCCAUCGACACCCCCGACCACCUCCAGCGGCAGCAGCAGCUCUUCGGGGUGGACUACCGCCCCGUGCUCAGAUGGGAACAGGUGGUGGACCUGACAUACUCGCAUCGCCUGGGAUCGAAGCCUCAGCCAGCCGAGGCAUACACUGAAGCUGUGCAAAGGCUACUCUAUGUGCCCCCGACGUGGACCUACGAGUGCGACGAGGACCUGAUCCACUUCUUGUACGACCACCUGGGCAAGGAGGAUGAGAACCUGGGUAGCGUGAAGCAGUAUGUGGAGAGCAUAGACGUUUCUUCCUACACGGAGGAGUUCAAUGUGUCCUGUUUGACAGACAGCAAUGCAGACACCUACUGGGAGAGUGAUGGGUCCCAGUGCCAGCACUGGGUGCGGCUCACCAUGAAGAAGGGCACCAUUGUCAAGAAACUGCUACUCACAGUAGAUACCACAGAUGACAACUUUAUGCCUAAGCGGGUGGUUGUCUACGGAGGUGAAGGGGACAACUUGAAGAAGCUGAGUGACGUGAGCAUUGACGAGACACUGAUUGGGGAUGUCUGUGUCCUGGAAGACAUGACUGUCCACCUCCCAAUCAUCGAGAUUCGAAUUGUGGAGUGCCGAGAUGAUGGGAUUGACGUGCGACUUCGAGGGGUCAAGAUCAAGUCAUCUAGACAGAGGGAACUAGGGCUGAAUGCAGACCUGUUUCAGCCAACCAAUCUGGUGCGAUAUCCACGCCUGGAAGGCACAGACCCAGAAAUACUAUACCGAAGAGCUGUUCUCCUGCAAAGAUUCAUAAAGAUCCUGGAUAGCGUUCUACACCACUUGGUACCUGCCUGGGACCAUACCCUGGGCACCUUCAGUGAGAUUAAGCAAGUGAAGCAGUUCUUGCUGCUGUCACGCCAGAGGCCAGGUCUGGUGGCCCAAUGUCUGCGUGACUCAGAGAGCAGUAAGCCCAGCUUCAUGCCCCGCCUCUACAUCAACCGGCGCCUGGCCAUGGAACACCGUGCCUGCCCCUUAAGGGACCCUGCCUGCAAAAAUGCAGUCUUCACCCAGGUUUAUGAAGGUCUCAAGCCCUCAGACAAAUAUGAAAAGCCCCUGGACUACAGGUGGCCCAUGCGCUAUGACCAGUGGUGGGAGUGUAAAUUCAUUGCGGAAGGAAUCAUUGACCAAGGGGGUGGUUUCCGGGAUAGCCUGGCAGACAUGUCUGAAGAGUUAUGCCCCAGCUCUGCAGACACGCUCGUGCCUCUUCCAUUCUUUGUACGUACAGCUAACCAGGGCAAUGGCACUGGUGAGGCCCGGGACAUGUAUGUGCCCAAUCCAUCCUGCCAGGACUUUUCCAAGUAUGAGUGGAUUGGACAGUUGAUGGGGGCUGCCCUUCGGGGUAAGGAGUUUCUGGUCCUGGCUCUGCCUGGUUUUGUGUGGAAGCAGCUUUCUGGGGAGGAGGUGAGCUGGAGUAAGGACUUUCCUGCUGUGGACUCUGUACUGGUGAAGCUCCUGGAAGUGAUGGAAGGAAUGGACAAGGAGACAUUUGAAUUCAAAUUUGGGAAGGAGCUAACAUUCACCACUGUGCUGAGUGACCAGCAGAUGGUGGAACUGAUCCCUGGGGGUGCAGGCAUCGUGGUGGGAUAUGAAGACCGUUCCCGUUUUAUCCAACUAGUGCAGAAGGCACGGCUAGAGGAGAGCAAGGAGCAGGUGGCAGCCAUGCAGGCAGGUCUGCUGAAGGUUGUGCCACAAGCUGUCCUGGACUUGCUGACCUGGCAAGAAUUGGAGAAAAAGGUGUGCGGAGACCCAGAGGUCACUGUGGAUGCGCUACGUAAACUCACCCGUUUUGAGGAUUUUGAGCCUUCUGACACUCGGGUGCAGUAUUUCUGGGAGGCGCUGAACAACUUCACCAAUGAGGACCGGAGCCGCUUCCUGCGCUUUGUCACCGGCCGCAGCCGUCUGCCUGCACGGAUCUACAUCUACCCUGACAAACUGGGCAAUGAGACCACGGACGCCCUGCCUGAGUCUUCCACCUGUUCCAGUACCCUCUUCCUGCCGCACUAUGCCAGUGCCAAGGUGUGUGAAGAGAAGCUCCGCUAUGCUGCUUACAACUGUGUGGCCAUCGACACAGACAUGAGCCCUUGGGAGGAGUGAAGCAGUGCCAGCCGCAGCUGGGCCUGCAUGGGCCCACUCAGCCUAGCCCAGGGCAAAGACUCCUUUCCUGGAUCAGCUGGAGUCUGCACUUCCAACCUGA